Molecule: messenger RNA, 991 nt
Organism: Lacerta agilis (Sand lizard)
Lineage: Eukaryota; Metazoa; Chordata; Lepidosauria; Squamata; Lacertidae
Product: glutathione S-transferase theta-1-like
Exons: 5
Coding region: 242-970 (242 amino acids)
Biological process (GO): glutathione metabolic process
Cellular component (GO): cytoplasm
Molecular function (GO): glutathione transferase activity
Source: RefSeq, a predicted model, not a curated record
CCAAUAGCAGGUUGGAGCUAGGUCAAAGAGUGGCCCACCUGAGCCCAGGUAGCAGAACACCUGGGCCUCUCGUGAUUGGCUGGCUAUAUACCUUCCCUAGAACAGGUUGUUUACUCUGCAGGCCAAUUGGAGGCUUAGGAAGAUGUUUCUGUUAGGGGUGGGGCUUGAGGGUCCCUCAAACACAGCUGGAAUCUCCCAUAAAGUCACCGGCCGGCCCACCCACCACUGACAUAACCUCACCAUGGUGCUAGAGCUGUACCUAGAUAUGCUCUCCCAGCCGUGCCGGGCAGUCUACAUCUUCGCCAAGAAAAACAACAUCGCUUUUAUGAUGAAGAACAUCGAGAUGCUUAAAGGACAACAGUUUAGUGAAGAUUUUAACAAGGUGAACAUCUUAAGGAAAGUACCAGUUCUGAAAGAUGGAGACUUUACUUUAGAAGAGAGCACCGCCAUCCUCCUGUACCUGACCCGGAAGUACAACACACCCGGCCACUGGUACCCGCCGGACAUGAAGAAGCGAGGCCGCGUCGAUGAGUUCCUGGCCUGGCAGCAAAGCACCAUCCAUGUCAGCUGCUCCAAGAUGUUCUGGCUCAAGGUAGUGAUCCCCAUCUUCAUAAACCAGCAACUGCCUCCUGAGAAGCUCCACGAUGUCACAGAGGACCUAAACAGUAACUUGCAGAAGCUGGAGGAGAAGUUCCUGAAGGACCAACCCUUCCUGAUUGGUACCGAGAUCUCCCUGGCGGACCUGGUGGCCAUCGUGGAGCUCAUGCAGUGCACGGGAGCCGGCUGGGAAACCUUUGAGGGCCGACCCAAGCUUCAGGAGUGGCGCAAAAGGGUUGAGGUGACCAUAGGCAAGGAGCUAUUUGCGGAAGCGCACGCACGGAUCCUGAACAAUCAAGAGAUGAGGAACAUGACCAUUGACCCAUCGCUGAAAGUUCAACUGAAGCCCUUUCUCUUGAAGAUGAUGAAAUAAAAUGGGCACUACAAGCUCCUC